AUGACUGGGCUGCCUCUCCUGCUGCUGCUGCUCUUCUGUCUCCUGCCUCCAGUUACCGCUAAGAAGAUUCAUUCCGUAUGUCCAUUGAAAAAACAUGUAAAAUUUCCAAAUCAGUGGGAAUUUUACAGGCCUGGUGAUCUGAUCAUUGGAGGGAAUUUGCCCCUGGCAACUUUCGUGGAGUCCAAAUCACAAGAUUUUCAAGGGGACCCAUUGCGGCUUAUUAGUGACAUCACACUCCUACCCAAAAACUACCAUCAGUUCCUGGCCUUGAUGUUUGCUGUCAUGGAGGUGAAUAAGGAUCUAGUUCUCCUCCCCAACAUCACCCUUGGCUUCCGCAUCUAUGAAAAUAAGAAGAUGGAGAGGAAGAUUUUCUUAAACAGCCUCUCCCUGCUCUCCACACGGCACCGAAUGGUUCCAGGUUACAAAUGUGACAGGCAGGACCCUCUGCUCUCUGUCAUUGGAGGUCACAACUCCGAAUCCUCAAGGCAGAUGGCCUCCAUCUUCAGCAUCCCCAAAGUCCCACAGCUCGGGGUUGGCUUUGAGUUCACUCAAGGAGACAGAAGCGUUUAUCCUUCCUUCUUCCGGAUCAAUCCUGAUGAAUCUGCUCAGCAUGAGGGUUUAGUCCAGCUGCUCCUGUAUUUCCAGUGGAACUGGGUUGGGCUGGUGGCCAACAAAGAUGACAAUGCGGAACAUUUCGUCUCAUCUCUGAUACCAAAGCUCAAGGAGAAGGAGAUCUGCCUGGCCUUCACUGAAAUAAUGAAAUUUGAUUUUUACACUGAUCAAGAUCCAAAUUUAUAUUAUAUUUUCAACGUUUGGUCUAAAGACCCCUUGAACCCACAAGGAGACAUCUUUCUCCCUCUAUGGUGGGGAAGGAUCUUUGGCUGCAACAUUUACAAACCAGGAGAGAUCCCUUCAAAGGAGGUAAAACCAUGUACUGGAGAGGAGAAUUUACAGAAUGUGCCAACUUACCUGUUUGAAACAAGCAUGACAGGUGAAAGUUACAAUAUCUACAAUGCCAUUUAUGCUGUGGCACAUGCACUACAUGCAAUGCAUGGAUCAGGAGCACGACCAGCUAUGAUGAGACUUGGAAAGAGGAUCUUAGAUGUCCAGUCAUGGCAGCUUCUUCCCUAUUUGAGAAACAUCCAGUUCAACAACAGUGCUGGAGAUGAAGUCUCCUUCUCAGAAAAUGGCCUGGGAUCUGCUCGUUAUGAUCUUUUCAACUGGGUUCUGCUCCCCAACGAAUCUUUUGUCCCUGUGAAAGUUGGAGAGAUAGAUCCCGGGGCUCCUGCAGGACAGGAUUUCACCAUUAACUCUGAUGCAAUUGUCUGGGCAAAAAAGAAGGUGCCCUUUGCCAGGUGUGGCAUGAAGAGGUGCCAGGCAGGAGAGAGGAAAAGAGUUCCAGAGGGCGAACAGGUGUGCUGCUACCAAUGUGACCCUUGUCCAGAAGGGACCAUUUCUAACCAGACAGAUUCUGCAAGCUGUGAUCCCUGCCCAGAAGACCAAUAUCCCAACAAGGACAAGGACCACUGCAUUGCCAAGAAGAUCCACUUCCUUGCCUAUGAAGAUGCCCUGGGAUAUGCUUUAGCUUUGCUCACACUUUCUUUCUCUGCAAUCACAUUGGGAGUCCUGGCAAUUUUCCUUAAACAUCGUGACACACCAAUUGUCAAGGCCAACAACAGAGAUCUCACCUACAUCCUUCUGGUCUCCCUCCUGCUCUGCUUCCUCUGCUCCUUCCUCUUCAUUGGUCGACCAGGGAAGAUCACCUGUCUCUUCCGACAAACUGCCUUUGCCAUUCUCUUUUCCCUUGCAGUUUCCUCCAUUUUGGCAAAAACUGUCAUGGUGGUUCUGGCCUUCAUGGCUACCAAACCAGGAAACCAAACUAGGAAACUCUUAGGAAAACCACUGACCAACUCCAUUGUUGUAGCCUGUCCCCUGGUCCAAGUAGUUCUUUGUGCCACCUGGUUAGUAACCUCUCCCCCAUUUCCCAAUUUGGAUUUCCAUGCCUUGACUGGGGAAGCCAUUUUGGAAUGUAAUGAAGGCUCAGCUUCAAUGUUUUACGCUGUCCUCUCAUACCUGGGUUUCCUGGCCUUUGUGAGUUUCACAGUGGCUUUCCUGGCUAGGAAAUUGCCCGACAGCUUUAAUGAAGCCAAGUUCAUUACUUUUAGCAUGCUGGUCUUUUGCAGUGUUUGGAUCUCCUUCCUCCCCACCUACCUGAGCACCAAAGGGAAGUCCAUGGUGGUUGUGGAGAUCUUCUCCAUCUUGGCCUCUGGGGCUGGUCUCUUGGCUUGCAUCUUUUCCCCUAAAUGCUUCAUUAUCCUAUUCAGACCCCAUCUUAACUUUACCGCUAAGAAGAUUCAAACCGUAUGUCCAUUGCAGAAACAUGUAAAGUUUCAAAAUCAGUGGGAAUUUUACAGGCCUGGUGAUCUGAUCAUUGGAGGGAAUUUGCCCCUGGAAACUUUUGUGGAGUCCAAAUCACCAGAUUUUCAAAGGGACCCAUUGCGGCUUACUCAUAAAUUCGCAUCCCUAGUCAAAGAGUACCAACAGUUCCUGGCCUUGAUGUUUGCUGUCAUGGAGGUGAAUAAGGAUCUAGUUCUCCUCCCCAACAUCACCCUUGGCUUCCGCAUCUAUGAAAAUAAGAAGAUGGAGAGGAAGAUUUUCUUAAACAGCCUCUCCCUGCUCUCCACACGGCGCCGAAUGGUUCCAGAACAGAACACCAGCGAUCUGACAGAACGUUAUAGUCAGCUGCAGAUCGCUUCCACCAAUCAGGAGCAAUGGAUUUCACAUCCAUGUUAUUACGCCUCGGCACUUUAG
Molecule: messenger RNA, 2811 nt
Organism: Pantherophis guttatus
Lineage: Eukaryota; Metazoa; Chordata; Lepidosauria; Squamata; Colubridae
Source: RefSeq, a predicted model, not a curated record